Molecule: messenger RNA, 1446 nt
Organism: Amoebophrya sp. A120
Lineage: Eukaryota; Dinophyceae; Syndiniales; Amoebophryaceae
Source: the annotation of a GenBank genome assembly
AGGAAGUGUGUUUAUUAGAAAUCUCGUCCUUGCGAAUCAAAAACACCCGAAAUUAUGUCGAAGGCUACGAAGAAGAAGAAGGGGAAAAUGCACGACCCCGUGCCCGAGGAGGCUUUUUCGAGUGCGGCAAACGUGCUAAGCAAUGAAGAUCUGCUUGGGACUUGCAUAGCGCCAUUCCUCCAAGUGAAGGACCUAGGGCGGGUCGCACAAGUUUGCAAAUCCAUCCAUUCCGCGGCGGUAUCUCCGGAAGGGAAGCUCGCAGUGCCGGUUCACGUCAUCCAGGUGACGAUUCCCGCGCAGCCUCGACUCGGGGAAGGGUUGCCGCCUACGGUUAGUGCGCCCUUUCUAUCGGGAUUCAACCUCCGCCAUCUUCGUGUUCUGCGAGUCGCCGUGAACAGAAGAGGCAAGGACUUGGCGCUCGAUGGCGACGACGACAAUGGCGCGGUUGUUUGCCCCACCUUCGUUUGUGCCGCCCUGGAAGGGUUGCAGCCGUUCCUGCAUUCUGCGAGCUCCGUCGAGGUGGUCGCAUGUCCGCUUGUAGUACGUCCAGGUGAAAAGGACCUUCCGAUGAAUUUGCGGCAAAGUAUAGGGCGCUCUUUGUUCGUGCUCCCAGCUUUGCGAGUCUUGGAGAUUCCCGCGGAACUGGCGCUGGCGCCCCUGCACAUCUUUUCGGGGAAGGGCAGCAAGCAUUCCAUCGCCGGGUCCCAACUCCAGUCGCUGCAGAUCUACGACGCCUCGCUGACCGACUGGGGCCUCCUGGAGGAGAGCUCGCUGGUGUUCCGGCUAGUGUCUGGACUCGGCGUAGCCAAGCUGGAGGAUUUCGGGUUCGCCUUUGGAUGGUCGAACACGGCGCGCCCUAAAAAAGGUCCGCACUGGAUGGUUAGGGUUGACAGCAGUGGUGCGCCGGUCGGUCAGCGCUUUUUCGAGAAGGUGCUGCCGGGUGUCGAAAUUCUCCGGCUGUUUUGUUGCGGCAAGGAACUGUUUCAGCAACCGUGGUUCUCAGCGAUUUCGAUGCCGCGGUUGAAAAAAGUACAAUACGGGGAUCCCGUCCGAUUAAAAAUGCAGCAGUUGCCGGUUAAGAACGUGCUCCGCUUCCCGGCACUGGAAGCCCUGCACUUUCACGGCGUGGCAUUGGACGUGAACGAGUUUCCGCACUGGAGAAAAUUCUUCGCCGGGCUUGCUUUGCGUCACUUGCGUUUCGAUCGCGUACGAAUGAGUGUCAUGCAGCUCGGGCUUCUUUCCGGUCUCCUGGCGGAAGAGGUCGGAACCCUGAAGAGUCUGUCCCGGGAUUGCCGGGACCGGUUGCUUGCCCAGGUCGAUGCCGAAAUUGCACUAGUUGCGACAAAACAGCAACCGCCCGCCGAGGUGGUGUUGGAACGACCGCCAAGAUGCCGCGUCUCCUCGUUGCCAAUCGAGGGCCAGGUGCGGAGGGAUGGCUUGUUCUGA